This is a messenger RNA of Botrytis cinerea B05.10, 820 nucleotides long. RefSeq lists its product as hypothetical. The record is from RefSeq and is a predicted model, not a curated record. NCBI's taxonomy places the organism in Eukaryota, Fungi, Ascomycota, Leotiomycetes, Helotiales, Sclerotiniaceae. The transcript has 3 exons. The coding region runs from base 167 to 451 and encodes 94 amino acids.
GGAAGUGGCAAUCAACAUUUAAAGUUUCGAAUAAAGAUCUGCAUAUAUAAGUAGAUACGGGUACCAAGAGAUUGGCACAGAUGUAUUCCAUUGAAGCAAAUCAUACCAUAAGUUUAUCGGACGAAAUCAAGCUGUUCAGCAACACGUUAGAUUCAAACCAAGAAUCAUGUUAUUCUCCACACUUAUUAUUUCUUCUAUGGCGGCCCUCGCAGUAGCAAGCCCCCUGAGAACCCGCUCUGGAAAUGAUGUUGCUGUCGAUGAAAGCUCACCUGCCCCUUUAAUUGAAUGGUCAAACACAAAAAGAAUUGCAAGGACGACUGCCGACGAAGAAGCUUCACUUGCCCCAAUAAUUGAGUGGGCUGAUACGAAGAAGACCGCAAGAACUGUCUCCAACGAGGAAGAAAUAGCACCUACGCCCCUUAUUGAAUGGUCAAACACGAGAAAGGCUUAGAUGACCGCCAAUCUUAGCUUCAAUUGCCAUGUCAUCAAGGCUCGUACGCAACAAUUCCAUUGAAGUACAUGCGGUUUUGAGGUUGAUCUUACUAUUUUGCCGGCUAUUGGGAUACAGGAUGGACGGACGUCGUUAGUCAGAAGGGCUUUCAAUCAAUGCAUGGUCUAUAACUAUUGGUGUCACCUCGGUGGUGAUUAUGACGUCUUCAUAAUGAGUAUGGUUUAUUGUAUUGUAUUGUAUUGUAUUGCGUCUAUCUUAUUCUAGGUUCAGAGCUACCAGAGCUAUAUGCAAUACAUUCGUACGCUAGCGCGCUAUUGCACUCACGUGUGUAAAUUCACUCGUGUCGCAACAAUCACCUUCUACCUUUCA